GGAGGAGGAGGAGGAGGAGGCUUAGCAGGAGGACACCCAGGAGGAGGAAGAGGAGAGUCAGGAGGAAAAGGAGGAGAUGAUCUGACGGCUGCAGUUUGUCAAGAUCCGUCCUGAGCCGAGCCGUCUCCUCUGACCUCUGACCUCUGGUCAGUGUGUGUGAUGAUGACGAUGAGGAUGCGGUCUGGUCACGUCUAAGCUGCACAUGUUGAAGUGAGAGAGACGAAUGGCGCUCUGUCCCUGAAAAGUCUUGGAUCAAAUUCUACUGGAUUUAAUUGCGGCGUUGUUUGAGAAUUCUGGGAAUUCCUUCUGAUAAAAUGUUUUGAAAGGUUUUUGUUUCUGUGCGAAUAAAAAAGAAGAGGAAUCCUGCAAAAUGGAAACUUCUGGGAUGUAAAACAAAUAUGUGGAAUAAAAAUCUCAUCUAAGGAUUUACUGUUUGAACCAAAAACUCCAAACUCUUGGAUAUUGGGUUUUUAUUUUUAAUUGUUUUCACUUUUUUUAAACGUUCUUUUAUGUCCUAAAAAGCGUUCUUUCCUUGGCUCUGCGCCUGCUGCUGGAGUUUUUAUCACAUUUUAUUUGCAUCCCGUCAGCUGGAUGAAAUGGAUCCGUGGAUACCAGAAGCAGGAAGUUGAUCUCUGAGAGAUAAUCGCAGGGAGCAGGAACAUGUCGUGGAAAAGGAGCUACUUUGCCUCAGGCGGCAGCGGUGGCAGAGGCGGGGGUGGAAGCGGAGGGGGGGUGCAGGGAAUCCUGGCACCCCGCACCAUGACGUCCAUCGCUCCCAGUAAAGGGCUGAGCAACGAGCCGGGCCAGAACAGCUGCUUCCUGAACAGCGCCCUGCAGGUCCUCUGGCACCUCGACAUCUUUCGACGAAGUUUCCGUCAGCUCACCAACCACAAGUGCAUGGCGGACUCGUGUAUUUUCUGCGCUCUGAAGAGCAUCUUCGCUCAGUUCCAGUACAGCAGCGAGAAAGUGUUGCCGUCCGACGCGCUGCGCAGCGCGCUCGCCAAAACCUUCCAGGACGAGCAGAGGUUUCAGCUCGGCAUCAUGGACGACGCUGCGGAGUGCUUCGAGAACAUCCUGAUGAGGAUCCACUUCCACAUCUCAGACGAGACCAAAGAGGACAUCUGCACAGCCAGACACUGCAUCCCUCAUCAGAAGUUCGCCAUGACGCUGUUCGAACAGUGUGUGUGCAGCAGCUGUGGCGCGUCUUCAGACCCUCUGCCCUUCAUUCAGAUGGUUCACUACAUCUCCACCACCUCCCUGUGUAACCAAGCUGUGAAGAUGUUGGAGUCGAGGGAGAAGGCAACUCCAAGCAUGUUUGGGGAGCUGUUACGAAAUGCCAGCAUGGGAGACCUGCGCAGCUGUCCUAGUCAAUGUGGUCAGCAGCUCCGCAUGGCUCGUGUGCUCCUCAACAGUCCGGAGAUCAUCACCAUCGGCCUGGUUUGGGACUCGGAUCAUUCGGAUCUGGCUGAGGACGUCAUCCACACACUGGGUACCUGCUUGCGCCUUGGUGAUCUGUUUUACAGAGUGACGGAAGAAAAGGCUCGACAGGCAGAGCUUUACCUGGUAGGAAUGGUCUGUUAUUACGGGAAACACUACUCCACCUUCUUCUUCCAGACUAAAAUCAGAAGAUGGAUGUACUUCGAUGAUGCUCACGUGAAGGAGAUUGGCCCCAAGUGGAAGGACGUGGUUUCUCGCUGCAUCAAGGGCCACUACCAGCCACUGCUGCUGCUGUACGCCGACCCACGAGGAACACCAGUGUCGGUUCAGGACCUGCCAUCACGACUCGACCUCCAGCACCUGAACAAGGCCUGUUACGACAGCGAAGACUCGGGUCGAGAGCCGUCCAUCUCCAGCGACACUCGAACCGACUCGUCGACAGAGAGCUGCUCAGGCCGACUGCCCUCCCACUCCCACCAUGAGUCCCUGGCGAGUCACUACUCAUCUGACUCCCAGGGAACCGUCAUCUGCAUGGAAAGACCCAACGGAACCCUGCACACCUCGCUCUGCAGCCUGGAUACCCUAGGUCACGUGACGGAUGGUGAGCAGUACCAGCCUCAGAGGAAAGGAGGCGGGGCCACUGAAACGAGGCGGAGCUCUAGCCGUUACAGACGAUUUAAACCUGACAGCGAAGCUUCGUCAGCGGGUUACCACAGUGAGGGAGAGACUUUAAAGGAACAGCAGGUUCCUCGUCACCUCCCCAAGCCUUCAUCCUCCUUCUCACCCUCAACCAGCCGCCUCCGAGACUUCAAGGAAACCAUGACCAACAUCAUCCGCCCCCUCUCCUCCUCUUCCUCCUCCUCUUUGCCAGCUGCCAUCCUCUCAUCUGAGCUCUCCUCUUCCUCCUCCUGUGGUCAGCACCUCCCUGCCACAAACUCCGCCGUGAGCUCCUUGUCCUCCGUUAAACCUCAGGACUGGGAGGCCGACAGCACCAGUGGUGAGUCCAAGUCCAGCUCCUUGGGAGGGGCAGUGACGGGGAGGUACCGACCGGCUUGGAGGCCUCGGAGGGAGACGCUCAACAUCGACACCAUCUUCACCAGAGAGAGGCGAAGGCAGGCCGGGUACAGCCCUCUUGGAGGACCACCUUCUGAGGACUGUGGAGCUCCUGGGUCUGAAGCUGCAGACCCCUCUUUCACGGUCCAGGAGGAGGGGAUGUCUGUCAGACCGGGAUCCUCCAAGACCCUCCCCAGCAGCUUCAGAGGAGCAGAGUUUCCUCCUCCUCCUCCUCCUCCCAGGCUGAUCCAGAGGAUGGAGAGCGGCUAUGAGAGCAGCGAGAGAAACAGCAGCAGUCCUGUCAGUCUGGACCUGAACCUGGGAGACAGGGAGUGUGUUGUGAAGAAGACUUUAUCCUCCUCUUCCUCGGGGCCGUCAUGGAGGAACAUUAGGUCAAAGAGCAGCGGCUCUUUGCUGCAGGAAGUCAACUCAUCCAGCAGGGGGGGCCCGGGUACAAAACCUCCCUCUGCAGGUCGCAGCGAGCUGGACGAGCUGCAGGAGGAGGUGCUGAAGAGAGCAAGAGAGGAGGAGCAACAAAGACGGCAGGAGAAAGAGAAGGAGGCGGCACUUGGAUUCAACCCAAGACCUAGCAAGUACCUGGACCUGGACCAGCUGCAGAUCCAAGGUAAAAGUGACAGCUUUGACAGGUGUGUGUCAGAGGCGGAGCUUCUGCUGGACCAAUCGCUGCGUUUGGAGCAGGCGGGUGAAGUCGCAGCAGCUCUGUCGGCAGUCAACGAAGCUGUCU
Messenger RNA from Austrofundulus limnaeus, 3235 nucleotides. RefSeq names its product ubiquitin specific peptidase 54a (gene usp54a). Lineage: Eukaryota; Metazoa; Chordata; Actinopteri; Cyprinodontiformes; Rivulidae. Gene Ontology annotation, biological process: protein deubiquitination. Gene Ontology annotation, molecular function: cysteine-type deubiquitinase activity. The record is from RefSeq and is a predicted model, not a curated record.